Molecule: messenger RNA, 1905 nt
Organism: Rubroshorea leprosula
Lineage: Eukaryota; Viridiplantae; Streptophyta; Magnoliopsida; Malvales; Dipterocarpaceae
Source: the annotation of a GenBank genome assembly
GUUUGCUGAGAUUAGUGAGCAAUGGGAGAACCCCAUUUCUGUUUAACUCUUAUAACCCUUUUGGUUGCUUGUAGCAUUCAAUUUCAAGCUCAUGCCGCUCCUUCUGGUACCAGGCCAUUGGUAAAACACUUGUCUUCUUUACUCAAAUGGACCAGAUCAUCCUCUAAAGUUCCCCAUUCAGAUGGGAAUGCUCUUCAAUAUGAGAGUGGAUACUUGGUUGAGACUGUUGUUGAAGGCAAUGAGAUUGGAGUGGUUCCUUACAGAAUCCACGUCUCUGAGGAUGGUGAACUAUUUGCUGUUGAUGCAGAUAAAAGCAACAUUGUUAAGAUUACUCCACCAUUGUCACAAUAUAGCAGGGGAAGAUUGGUUGCUGGGUCAUUUCAGGGUUUCACAGGGCAUGUUGAUGGAAAGCCAAGUGAAGCUCGUUUCAAUCAUCCAAAAGGUGUAACUAUGGAUGAUAAAGGGAAUGUGUAUGUAGCUGAUACCUUGAAUCUGGCUAUCAGAAAAAUUGGAGAUGCAGGUGUCACGACUAUUGCGGGAGGGAAAUCAAAUGUUGCAGGGUAUAGAGAUGGACCUAGUGAAGAUGCAAAGUUCUCAAAUGAUUUUGAUGUUGUAUAUGUUCGUCCAACCUGCUCCUUAUUGGUUGUUGAUAGAGGAAAUGCUGCUCUUCGGCAAAUCUUCCUCAACCAAGAUGAUUGUGAUUACCAGGAUAGUUCAGUUUCUUCCACAGAUGUGCUGAUGGUUGUUGGUGCCGUCUUGGUUGGAUAUGCCACUUGCAUGCUUCAGCUGGGAUUUGGACCUUUCUUCUCAAAAAUGGAACCUUCACAGGGUGAAUUUGAAGAAGAACCAACCAAGGAAAAGCCAACUCCCAUUAUCGAAAGCACAAAAGAGGAACCUGGAUGGCCAUCAUUUGGCCAACUCAUUGUUGAUCUAUCUAAGCUCGCACUUGAAGCAAUGGGUAGUGCAUUCCUUUACUUUGUGCCCUCACGUUUCAGGUCUAUUGGCUCCAAGAAAUGUCUCACACCACUGAAGGAUUCCCUUAGGAUGCCUGAGGAUGAAGCUAAACCUCCAGUAGUUCAGAGGCAAACCACUGCUGCCAGUCUCUCUGAAACCCGACACAGCCAUACACGCGGUGCAAGUGAUAAGCAUUCAGAAAUGAAGCCUCCCAAGAUCAAAUCAAGCAGUUUUAAUGAUAUUUCUUUGUUGAGCAAGCACCGGUCCUCAAGGCAAAAAGAACGUGCAGAGUUUUAUGGAUCAGGUGAGGUUCCUACCUACAGCAGGUCUAAGACCCAGAAAGAAAGAACAAGACAUCGCCAGCGAGAUAAAAGUGGAGAAGUUACCUAUGGAGCAGGUGGGACAGAGCCAAAACCUGUCGAGACUAAGCCAGUGGUUUAUGAUAAUCCUAAGUUUGACCAUUAUAUGAUGAGGAGCAAGUAUGCCCCUAAUGAUUCCUAUCGUUAUUGAAUCCCUGCUACCCCUAGCAACUGCUAUCAAGUUUCACUUUUCUUUCUCUUUUACCCUACUCAACCUUGCACCUUAAGUUAGCCUACAUUAGUGAAAAUUUGCAUGUUAGAAACCUAAACAGCUGAGAUUAGCACACAACUUUUCUCUGCUCAACCCAUACAAGGGCCUGCAUUGCUAGGAUAUUCCCACCCUGACUUGUUGGACGCAUGUGAUGUUAAGGUCUAACAAUUUAUUAUUCAGAAAUAGAAUUGUUGUAGUGCUGUUGCCUAUGGUAACUCAUUUUUCUUGGGGAUGGGGGUAUUAGGUGUACUUCUACGUUAUUUUUGUCUUCUUAAUGUCGUCUUUGCCGCCUUUUAGGGGAAGAAAACACUAGCAAGGUGCCAAAGUUGUAGAAGCAGUUAGCUUUGAUAAUGGAUUUGCUAAUAAUUUUGGGGCAAACUG